AUCCGGAGUAAUCAUCAGUAUCCUAGCGGUGGGCCCAGAGCUACUGGUGAACAGUAGCCCUCAAGAAGAUAUAUAACCCUCGAGGAUACCCCGUCACAGCAGUUCGAUGUGUCUGUCAGUGUGUAGCGGGUUGACUAUAGUGAGUGGGUUCCCGUUUCUCAACGCACAUGCAAUGAAGAUCAAGACGGUUUCCUCAGCUGGAUGGGGGUGGGCAAUGUGUGUGGUCUUUUGGGGCCUAAUAAGUGUCCUUGCGGAGACGCCAGCACGGCCGAAUCCGCUGCCAGCAGGCGGUGGGCCAGAGAGGUUGGAUUUCGACCUGGGACAGAACGGAGACUAUCGCUUUGACUAUGCCACAGGGGACGCAGGACAGCACUACCACAGGGCAGUCGCCACACCUGACAACACAGUGAGAGGUAAGUAUGGCUACCGUGACCCGAAGACAGGUGGCGAUUUGCAGACAGCAUACACUGCGGGCAAGCGUGGGUUCCGGGUGCGGGGACCUCACAUCGCUCGACGCAUGGAUCUCUCACAGACAAAGAUUCCGUAUAACCCUCCUGUCUCUCCCGACUCCCCGCAGUACAAUCCCUCAUACAGCACUUACUUCGAUCCCAAUGAGGACCCUAGCUACAGCUUCAACUUUCAAACCCGCGACUACUCCCGAAGCGAGAGUUCAAACUCAGGAGGUAACGUCAACGGGAGAUACACAUUUGUCGACGACGUCGGAGUGCGUCAUAAUGUAGAAUACGAGGCCGGUUCUAGAGUUGGGUUUCAUGUGAAGACUCCAUACCCAGAUUCAACGCCACUUGGUCCAUCAGUGUUUUUCGCAGGACCACCAGCAAAUAAGAACAGCAAACUACGUCGGGGACACACAUCCAUCCAGAGGGGAAAUGACGGCUCAUAUCGGUUCACAUCAGCGGGACCUGACCAAAGACGGACAGAAGUCAGCGACGCCACCGGCCACGUUAAAGGGUCCUACACUUACAUCGAUGACAAAGGCGUGCAGCGCACCACACAGUACAUCGCAGGUCCCAACAUCGGCUACAAAGUCAUAAGCAGCAAGACCGACGACAAAUACCCUCUGUACCCUUAUCCGUCACCCUACCCCUUCCAUCCCAACGACAACCCCUUCAAAGACGAAGAUGUGUUUGGGAUAAAUACUGGUGCCAAACCCCAGGGUGGGGGAUCAGCGUCUGGGGGUUCCAAUGGUGAAGGUAAUAAGGAAAGUCGCCCAGAUUAUAACAGCGAAGAUGGCGGGGAUUACGAUGGUUCAUCUGGCGGUAAGAAAGGAAAUAAGCCUGUUGGAAGCAACAACACUGGGGUAAGUGGAGGUCAAACAGAGAAACCCUGGCCGGACAUAUAUGAUCAGAGUACAACGGGCCCAAAUACAUCGGCGAAACCGGAUGAUUUUACAGAUAUUUUUGGACAACCUUCUGGUACUGGAGGAAAUAAGCAUGAGGAUGCAGAUGAUGACAAUAAUUAUGAUCAUGAUGUCGGGCCUCCGAAAGGAGGCGACUUGGGGACCUUUCUGCACACGCGACCGCCACCUUCCAACAUCCCUUACGGAAACUGCUGCAAGUUCGUAGCGAGUCACAGUGCUGGAAAGUUCAACGUUCCGGGAGAAAGGAGACGCAGCAGGAGGCCUGAUGAGACCACUCAAAGCGAAUCUUACAGUCACGUUCGAGAUUACUCCUCCCAGGGACAAGACUCAGAGGACUUUGUGGGAUUCCCCCCUGGGCUGCCAGUGAGAGGCCACGUGCUGUCUCUCGACCUUAAGCCCUACGGGUCCAGAAUUCCGUCUCCGGGCGUAGUCAUACAUCAUGAGGCGAACAAGUCACGAAGGGAAGCUUCCAUCACGCACAGGACAGAGCAGAAGUCCACUUAGUGGCGUCAUAUAAAUGUGAGAGCGUGUGCCGUAACCCACAAUUGCGGAAACACAAAAUAAGGAAGGAUCUGUGGACAGGAAACAGGCGGGUACUGUGUUUCCAUUCAUCCAUCUUCGUAGUCAAAACCAGAUUUUGAUGGUGAUAUUAUACAAAUUCAAUGUACAACGCUCAGAAGACUACAUAAAAAAUUGCUAGUUCUUAUGGAAGAAAGUUCCAUAAUGAAAAACAGGAAUCUGAAAUAUUCAAACCUUCGUUAUAUGAACGGAGGCUAUUACAUCACAGUAGACGGAAACUCAGUGAGGGUGAAUUAUUCUAUCCCAUCACACCGCUGAAAUGUGUUGUGCGUUUCGAAAGUUGUGUAUUUGGAGUCACAUAAUCUACAAAUCUUCACACAACAAACAUAGCUGUGUUAUGGUAGUAUUAAUAUGUUCACCGUAUUGUAUGGAAGAAUUGCAUUAUAUUCUGUAUGAUAUUGUCACUGGCAAGACUUUCAAAACAAACAACCAGCGCCAUAAAAAACUUAAAUUUCACACGAGAUCCUUACUUUGGCAACAGCUAUCAUUUUCUGUAGAUUACGUUAUUGUGUGUGUGAACGUGCGUGCGCGUGUUUUCUUACAGGCCCUGAAAAUGUAUGCCAAGUCCUACCCGUCAAACCGGAAGUUCAGUCGCCAUUUCAUAUACUUUAAAAGUUACAGUGUUACUUCCACAGCUUAUUACAGUAUUGAAUUUUAUAUUACGCUAUUGAAUUUUAACCACUCGGCAAUUAACACACUACGUCUUUAUACAAAGACAUUGGAGCAUCUCUGAAUUUAACUCGCCAAAUGAAAACAACGAAUAAAGUAACUAUGCGACAGUAGAAUUAAUUGUCUUAUAUUCUGUAAUUUAUAUAUUAUUUCUACCCGCGAAUUUCCACAAUUUUUCUAACCUUUAUAUCACCUAACUAGGCUGACGUAAGGUAAAUUGUUGGGAUAGAUACUGCCAACACAUUACAGCAAUUUUUAAAUAAUUUGAAAAGUGAUGGCUAUUUUGAAUUUUGUUUGCUAGCUGUGAAAAUCACUGCUUCUCAGACAAGCUGGCGAAUGCAUUUUUCAAGGACGCGUGAGAGCACGCACGCACUCACAGCUUAAUUCUAAACUUCUUAAACAUAUUUCAUGUUUAGAAACCCAAGAAAUGUAAGACCUCUAUGUAAGACUUCAACAAUUAAAAUAUUACUUUAAACAUGAAUAUUUAAGAACUCUAAUAUAAAUACAUAUCUCUACAACUGCUCGCUCAGUUUCACUGACCUACUGAGGUGAUGAUAUUGAAUAAAAACGGAUGAUUUUAUGAAUAUCUGUAGCAGUCUUUGACGCAAGUCAAAAGGUAACUCUCAGCCAGUCUAGGGAAAUUUUAAAUAAUGUAUAGAUUUUUAUGAAGGAAGGAGCAAAGGAUAAAUUAAAAAUUCCUUUUAAAAAGGCAACCGAAAGAACUGCAGCAACAAAGCAAACUAUAAGAGGACAAAUCAGCUGAAAUUUUAGAGACUUAAGAUUUUCCGACACUUAAAAAAAUAGUUCACACUUUUUACGAAAAGUCAAGAAGUCGACAGUUUUGACGGACGUGCAGUGAGUCGCUUUAUCAAUACUUUUGUAUCUUAGACACGAAUAAAGGUGGACACUAGAAACCAUUUA
Zootermopsis nevadensis is the source of this 3547-nucleotide messenger RNA. RefSeq lists its product as uncharacterized. The record is from RefSeq and is a predicted model, not a curated record. Gene Ontology annotation, cellular component: chitin-based extracellular matrix. NCBI's taxonomy places the organism in Eukaryota, Metazoa, Arthropoda, Insecta, Blattodea, Termopsidae. Gene Ontology annotation, molecular function: structural constituent of chitin-based larval cuticle.